Molecule: messenger RNA, 498 nt
Organism: Verticillium nonalfalfae
Lineage: Eukaryota; Fungi; Ascomycota; Sordariomycetes; Glomerellales; Plectosphaerellaceae
Exons: 2
Coding region: 1-498 (165 amino acids)
Cellular component (GO): membrane
Source: RefSeq, a predicted model, not a curated record
AUGGCUCUCGACCGUAUUCUCAGCAUGGUCCUCCGCGCCGCGGAGCUGGCCUUUGCUGCCAUCGUCACUGGUCUCGUUGGUCACUACCUCGACCACUCCCAGGCGUCGUCGUGGACCAACGCCCGCCACAUCUACACGAUUGUCGUGUCGGCCAUUUCCAUUCUCCUGGCCCUGCUGUGGAUCCUCCCCUUCUCCAGCGCCUUUGUGCACUGGCCCGUGGACCUCUUCAUGUCCAUCCUCUGGUUUGUCGCCUUUGGUCUGCUCGUCGAUCUCAUGGGCAACGGCUGCGGUGGCGUCUUCAACUGGAGCAACAUCACCGUCCGCGGCGACGACGCCUGCGGUCGCUUCAAGGCCAUUGUCGCCUUUGCCUUCCUCUCGGCCAUCUGCUGGCUCGUGUCCGCCAUCAUCGGCUUCUUCUGGACCCGUCGCCGCACCGCGUCCGUCGACCGCCACCACCACACCACCCAGCGCCGCACCUGGUACCGCUCGCGCGUCUAA